Messenger RNA from Podarcis raffonei (Aeolian wall lizard), 3464 nucleotides. RefSeq names its product elastin (gene ELN). Bases 426 to 2663 code for a protein of 745 amino acids. Lineage: Eukaryota; Metazoa; Chordata; Lepidosauria; Squamata; Lacertidae. The record is from RefSeq and is a predicted model, not a curated record. Gene Ontology annotation, molecular function: extracellular matrix structural constituent. The transcript has 35 exons.
GCCUUGAUGCCCUGCAUUGGUCCGGGGCAUCUGAUUCGGCCAGAACUUUAUCCCCCUCCCUAAAAGGAGGGGGGGAGCCGCUGUACCAAUCUGGAUCCCCCCUCCCUCCAGCUCCCUCCCCCUUUUCCUGAAAUCUCUCUUGGCAGCAGAGCUCGCUUUUGGCAACAGAUCCCACCCGCGCUGGGGAGAGAGAAAUUACAAAGGCAAGCCAGGCUCUUGGAGAGAGAGAUCUGUGUGUGUGUGUGUGUGUGUGUGUGUGUGUGUGUGUGCCCCCUCUCCCAAUGACGUAGUGUCCUGAGCCUUGUCCCCUCCCCUCAUCCCUCCCCUCUCCCCCCCCCUUUACAUCCUUGGAAGCCGCAAUUAAGCAGCUCCGCUAGGAUAAAACACUCCGGCGGCCAGCGGGCUGGGGCAUUGCGUCGAGAGAGAUGGCCAGGCUACGGACUCCUUCCUUCCUUUCCGGGGCUGUCACUGUCCUCCUGCUCUCCAGUCUCCCGGCUUCGUGGCAAGGAGGGGUCCCAGGUGCUGGCGUUGGAGUUCCCGGGCAAGGCUACUACCCAGGAGCUGCUGGCGUAGGAGGACUAGGAGGACUUGGUGGGGCAGGAUUUGGAGCAGGAGCAAAGCCCCCCAAACCAGGUGUCGGAGGGGUUGUCGGAGGCACUGGAGCACUAGGUGGUGGUGUCUAUCCAGGUGGUGCCUAUCCAGGAGGUGUCUAUCCAGGAGGUGUCUACCCAGGUGCCGGAAGCCCUGCAGCGGCAGCUGCUGCUUAUAAGGCAGCUGCCAAGGCUGGCGCUGGGGCUGGUGCAGGUACUGGUGUAGGCGUACCUGGAGCUGGCGUGGGUGUACCUGGAGCCGGUGUAGGCGUACCUGGAGGCGGCGUGGCUGUACCUGGAGGUGGCGUCUUGCAACCAGGAGCUGGCGGGGCUGGCGUUGGGGCCAAGCCUGGCAAAAUCCCUGGUGUGGGGAUCCCUGGCGUCUUCCCUGGAGGUGUGCUCCCUGGCACAGGGAUCCGUUAUCCUGGUGUAGGAGUCCUGCCUGGCGUUCCCACCGGAACUGGAGUGAAGCCAAAAGUUCCAGGGGCAGGAGGAGGAGCUGUCAACGGGCUCUCUCCCUUCGGAGUCUUUGGAGGGCAGCAGCCUGGGCUCCCACUGGGCUAUCCCAUCAAGGCACCCAAACUCCCUGGUAGCUAUUAUGGCCUCCCAUAUGGCGCUGGGAAAGGGCCUUAUGGAGGUGUUGGGCCGGGCGGCGUGUACGGUGGUGCCGGAGGGAAGGCCGGUUACCCAACAGGGACAGGUGUGGGAGCUCAGGUAGCCGCUGCAAAAGCAGCUGCCAAAUAUGGUGCUGGAGCUGUGCCCGGGGCGGUCGGAGUCCCUGGAGCUGGGGCCCUUGGAGGAGGCUUGGUGCCCGGUGCUGGUGUCCCAGGAGCAAUAGGUGCAGGUGGACCAGCGGCGGCGGCGGCAGCAGCAGCCAAAGCAGCAGCCAAAGCAGCAGCUUACGGUGGCCGAGUUCCAGGGACGGGCAUCGGUGGCGCUGGUGUCCCAGGGGUUGGGCCAGGUGGCGUAGUUCCUGGCGCCACACCUGGUGUUAUUGGAGUCGGCCCAGGAGGAACUGGGGUAGGAGGAGUGAGUCCCGCUGCAGCAGCAAAAGCAGCAAAGUAUGGUCUUAUUCCUGGUGCUGGCGUUGGUGGAGUUCCUGGUGCUGGUGUUGGUGGAGUUCCUGGUGCUGGUGUCGGUGGAGUUCCCGGUGCUGGAGUUGCUGUUCCAGGAGCUGGAGUGUCUGCAGCAGCAGCGGCAAAGGCAGCGGCAAAGGCAGCCGCCUACGGGGCUGGUGUGGUGCCUGGCUAUGGCGCCAUUGGUGGUGUGGCACCUGGUAGAGUCGUACCUGGUGGAGUCGCACCUGGUGGAGUCGUACCUGGUGGAGUUGCACCUGGUGGAGUCAUACCUGGUGGAGUCGCACCCGGUGGGUUAGUGCCAGGAAGCCCCGUGGCAGCUCAAGCAGCAGCAAAAGCAGCCGCCAAAGCAGCCAAAUAUGGAGCAGGAAGAGGCGUUGGCGGCAUUGGCGUUGGCGUUGGCGGUGUCGGCGGUGUUGGCGGUGUUGGCGGCGUUGGCGGCGGUGGAGUCGGUGGCGUUGGCGGUGUUGGCGGUGUUGGCGUUGGUGGCGUUCCUGGGGGAGCAGCGGCAGCUAAAGCAGCAGCAAAGGCAGCUAAAUACGGUCGUGGGGCAGGUGUCUUUCCUGGCGGUGGAACGGGUGUCUUGCCAGGGGGUGGAACAGGCGUCUUGCCAGGGGGAGGCGUUGUGCCAGGUGUUCCUGGAGCAGGAAUCCCCCAAACUGGACUGCAACCAGGGGCCAAGCCACCUAAAUAUGGUGUGCCAGGAGCUGGGCUGGGUGGCUUUGGCGUACCAGGCUUUGGUGGACGAGGAGGAUAUGGGGUCCCCGGCGCAGGGGGAGCGGGCCUUGGUGGCGCUGGAGCUGGAGGGCUGACGUACCCAGGAGCCGGUGGCAAACCUCCCAAACCAGGUUAUGGUGCUGGCAUUCCACAAGCUGCGGGCGGAGCUGGCUAUGGUUAUGGUUUGUCUCCUAUUUACCCAGGUGGAGUCCCUGGCCAGCUGGGCUAUGGUGGCAAACCUCCCAAGCCGUACGGCUACAGAGGCCGCAAGAGGAAGUAGCCCUGACAGACUGCCUACCAUUCACCUCAUGAACUUUGGUGCUACUGCCUGGUCUCGAAUGUACCCCCUCACCCCGAGAAAAGCAGAUUCCACCACCACCGCCAUCGUCACCGCCGCCCUGUGCCUUUCUGCCCCACAGACCCCAAACAGCCCUCCUCCCUCUCUCACUGGUGCUACACCCAGCCGUCCACUUCCUGGGCGGUGGGGGGGCCUCUUUGGUGCUGCGGCCGAGGAGGGCCGCUUUCGGAGGAGGGGGGGAAGAUGCCCGAGCACUUUAGCCCACUCCUGAGCCCUGUGCGGGGGGGUCAGUAGUCACACUGGCCAGUUGGCCCCACUCCCUUUCCCAGUCUCCGCCCCCUCUCUCUCUCUCUCCAGGCCCCAGUUUUUCUGGGGGGAGAAUGCCACUGGGUUGCCAUGGGAGCCCCUACCCUGGCACACUGCCUGUGUAUCGGCAGGGGAGGGGGAGCAGGCCGGGCUGGGGGGUCGGUGCCAACAGGAUUAACCUUAAUCCUCCAGCUGCUGCCUGUCAGGGCCGCAGCGGAUUAGCACAGCCCAGGCCACAUCCGGCCUUUCAAGCAAGAGAGCCAGAGGCCACGCCGUCCAGGUCUGAGCAAAGAGGCCGUCCUGGGGGUCCCCCGCCCCUCCCCACAGGACCGUGGCCGACCUGCUCCACGACUCUUCAUGUUUAAUCACUUCGAUGUAACUGGGAUGGGACACUUUUUAUAAAGAGGAACAGUAAACCGCUUUCCGGGAAAAAAAGAAUUAAAUAAAACCUGACUAAUAAAUAACUUUUUAAAGGAA